AUGGACGUUCUGGCGUGGGCCUGCGCCUGGCUGUGCCAGCCCCCAGAGCGAGCCCAGGCGGCACGGUUUAGGAUUCCGAAUUCAUUCGAAGCUGCUCUUGGCCCCGGCGAGGGGCAGGAAGCUCAUCAAGCUGUUCCAACGCCACUGCCGCCAUCCCUGAACACGUCCAUGAUGCUGCAAGCCAAGAUCCCCCCUUUCUUGUCGUUGAAGGAUGCGCUGAUGCUUCGAGCCAGUUGCAAGUCCUUCUCGAAGACAACAGUUUUCCAAUUGCUCCUCAAUUACUGCUCCAAGAUUGAUGUCAGGCGUGCGUGUGAGAGUCAUCGGUCCGCAGAGCAACUGGUGCUAAGUCGGCAACCAAUGACUCUGCCAUCGGAGAGGGGGAGAAUGACUCUAGCGGGCAAGACAAUAUACAAGUCGAGGAAGCAGAACACAACAUUUUCCUGCUGUUGCGGGACAUGCUGCCCCUCUGAGCGAGACCAGUAUCGAGGCAGUGGAUGCUUGGACCCCAAGCCCCGGUAUGCGUACUUGGAACCACUCUGCUGGGUCAUUUGCCGUCCGGUGAUUAUCAUGGCGGGUGAAACCGGCGACAACAUGUUAAAAGCGCCUCCUGCACAUCAAGACAGCUAUGAGAGACAGCGCCACUGGAACGGUCUGCAAUCCUUCUUGUGGGGAAUUGGAAACUUGGAACGCUGCUGCUGGGGCACCGGCCACCUGCACGAGAACAUCGACAGCGGAUGGCGCUGUCCGCCGGUCGACGAGCACGAGAUUCUGUUCUGA
Symbiodinium necroappetens is the source of this 777-nucleotide messenger RNA. The record is from the annotation of a GenBank genome assembly. NCBI's taxonomy places the organism in Eukaryota, Dinophyceae, Suessiales, Symbiodiniaceae.